AUGGCUGCUGACAACCCUGUAGGAAAUCUCCAAGAUGAAGUGACCUGCUCCGUCUGCCUGGACUUCUUCAGGGAUCCAGUGAUGAUCGUGGGCUGUGGGCACAACUUCUGCCGAGCCUGCAUCACCCAGUGCUGGGAGGGGACCAAGAUGGAUGUCACCUGCCCCCAGUGCAGACAGACCUUUCCCCAGAGGAACCUGAACCCAAACAGGCAGCUGGCAAAUGUUGUAGAAAUAGCCAAGAGGCUGCGUGUGCAGAAAGCCGAGGGAGCCGAAGGGCAGCGAGUGUGUGGGGAGCACCAGGAGGCUCUGAAACUGUUCUGCCAAGAUGAUGAAACCCCCAUCUGUGUGGUGUGCGACCGAUCCCGGGUACAUCGAACUCACAACGUGGUUCCCGUUGAGGAGGCUGCUGAGGAGUACAAGGAAAAACUUUCGGCCUGUUUGAAGACUCUGAGGGAAAGGAGAGAAAACCUCCUGAGAUUGAAACAGGCUGGAGAAAGGAAAACCCAGGAGUAUCUGAAACGGGCAGGAGCCGAGAGGCAGAAGAUUGUGUCUGAGUUUCAACAGUCCCACCGGUUCCUACAGGAACAAGAGCAACUCCUGCUGGCCCAGCUGGGAAAGCUGGAGAAGAAGGUUGAGAAUAUGCAGAAAGAAAAAGUCAUUAAACUCUCUGAGGAGAUUUCCCAUCUCAACAAGCUGAUCAGCAAAAUGGAGGCGAAGUGCCAGCAGCCAGCAAGCGAGUUCCUGCAGGAUAUCAGAAAGACCCUGAGCAGGUGUGAAGAAGGGGAGAUCCCACGGCUGGUGCCAAUUUCUCCUGAGCUGGAAAGGAGACUCCGGGAUUUCUGCCAGACAACCUGUGCACUGACAGAGACUGUGAGGAAGUUCAAAGACACUCUGCCGUCUGCCUUGGAGAAGAGAAGCAGGGGUCCAUCAAAGCUGUACAACAAGGGUUCAAGCCUCGUCCCCUCCGGCACCCGGGAACCUCCAGUCCCUUUUCGGUCCGCUGGUAAUAGCCACCACAAAAGAAGCACCCCCUGCCCAGAGCAGCCCAGGGCUGGGGGCUCCCUGCAAAGUGCCUCUGGGCAUCCUCUGGCCAGAGAGGGCCCAGCUGGGGAUGACUUCCUUGGUGGAAGGAGAACACUCAUAUCUUUGGAUGAAGCAGGAGACUGAGCCGGAGAAAGGCUGUGGGAUCUUCCUAGAGGUUAGUGGGCUGCUUGUUGCCUCUGAAAGCUGGUCCAAGUUAGAAGGCAGCAGUGCGGUGUUUCGGUUUCGUUUCUGUUUGCCUGUCUGCAAGUGGAAUC
This is a messenger RNA of Alligator sinensis (Chinese alligator), 1298 nucleotides long. Its product is annotated as zinc finger protein RFP-like. The coding region runs from base 1 to 1167 and encodes 388 amino acids. The transcript is spliced from 7 exons. Lineage: Eukaryota; Metazoa; Chordata; Crocodylia; Alligatoridae. The record is from RefSeq and is a predicted model, not a curated record. Gene Ontology annotation, molecular function: zinc ion binding.